AUGAAUCCGGACGAGGAGGUCGAAUUCGAUCUGUCCCCGUUCGCCAUCGUGUACAAGAGCGGCCGCGUCCAACGCUCUGGUCUAACGUCGCGGAAGAGCGCCGGCACCGACGCCACCACCGGCGUCACUACCAGGGACGUGGUCAUCGACGCCGGCACAGGCCUCGCCGCGCGGCAAUUUCUCCCCAAGAGCGUCCCGGAGUCCCAGAAACUCCCCGUCCUCGUCUACUUCCACGGCGGCGCUUACGUCGCCGAGUCGGCCUUCUCCCUCAGGUACACCAGCUACGUCAACGCCCUUGUCGCUGCCGCCCGCGUCGUGGCCGUGUCGGUGGAGCACCGCCUCGCCCCCGAGCACCCUCUCCCCGCCGCCUACGACGACGCGUGGGCCGCGCUCCGCUGGACAGCGACGAGCUGCGUUUCGCCCGGCCCGGAGACGGAGCCGUGGCUGGCCGACCACGGCGACCCCACGCGCAUCCUCGUCGCCGGCAACAGCAGCGGCGGCAACAUGGCGCACAACGUGGUGAUGAGGGCCGGAAAGGAAGGGCUCCGGGGAGGCGCGCGGAUCGGAGGGAUGGUGCUGCUUCAUCCGCUGUUCUUGGGCAAGGCUCCGGUGCCGUCGGAAGGCACGGACUCCACGGAGACCGCCGAGAGGAACUGGCGGUUGGUCUGCGCCGGCAAGUACGGGCUCGACCACCCGUUCUCCAACCCGCUCGUGAUGCCGCCGGAGGAGUGGGCGGUGCUCGGCUGCCGACGGGCGCUGGUGACGGCGGCCGAGCUCGACCCCUCCAGGGACAGGGCGCGCAUGUACGUCGAGGCGCUCCGGCGCAGCGCGUGGGGCGGCGAGGAGGCCGCGCUGUACGAGACGGAGGGCGAGGGGCAUAUGUAUUACUUCUCGAAAGUCGCGAGAUCCAACCCCGUCGUGGCGGAGAAGGCGGCCAAGGAAAUGGCCGCCGUUGUGUCCUUCAUCAAGCGCGUUACAUGUACCAGUACAUCGGAUUGUAACAUUAGAUCUACAUUGUGAAUGCAAACCAGUCUUGCAGUUCGAUUA
Molecule: messenger RNA, 1047 nt
Organism: Hordeum vulgare subsp. vulgare (domesticated barley)
Lineage: Eukaryota; Viridiplantae; Streptophyta; Magnoliopsida; Poales; Poaceae
Product: tuliposide A-converting enzyme b3, amyloplastic-like
Exons: 1
Coding region: 1-1020 (339 amino acids)
Molecular function (GO): hydrolase activity
Source: RefSeq, a predicted model, not a curated record